This is a messenger RNA of Caenorhabditis remanei, 1569 nucleotides long. RefSeq lists its product as uncharacterized. Lineage: Eukaryota; Metazoa; Nematoda; Chromadorea; Rhabditida; Rhabditidae. Gene Ontology annotation, cellular component: cytoplasm. The transcript has 5 exons. Gene Ontology annotation, molecular function: metalloaminopeptidase activity; manganese ion binding. Bases 1 to 1569 code for a protein of 522 amino acids. Gene Ontology annotation, biological process: proteolysis. The record is from RefSeq and is a predicted model, not a curated record.
AUGUCUCUCCAAUCGCUUCUCUCCACAAAAAUCGUGCGUGCGGCGUCGAUCGCCGACGCUGCCUUCGAUGCAGUUGUUCUUGUUGGAAGCCAAGAAAGUGUCAAGCAGUUCGGAGCGAUUCAGCAGGUUUCUGCAAUCGCACCAGCCGUUGACAACUUCCUCAAGCUCCAUCGUGGUGCCUUCCAUUCCGCGUCUCUCGUGCAAGUCGACUCGUCUGUCGUUCCCUCUGGACGACUAAUCCUCUCUGGAACCGGUCACGUGUCUCGUGAUUAUGACGAUGUUCGUCGUUACCAGGCUGCUGCACGCAAAGGAAUCGAACUUGCUCUCUCCGCCGGAGUUAAAUCUCCACUUCUCAUCACUCUUCCAAAUGCUCGCUUCCCGAACGCCGAACUUGUUGCUGCUCUCGGAGCUCUCACUCCCGUGUACACUCCACUCAACGUUCGCGAAGAAGAGAAAAAGCAGAAGUUGCAACAAUUGGGUCUUCUAGCUGUCGGAAACAGCGAUACAUCUGCUCGUCUCGAACAAUUUGUUGAAGCAUACGACGCUUCAUUCACAGUCUGCCGUGAUGUCGGAGAGACUGGACCAGAGAGAAUGGCGCCGCCACGUGUUGCGGAAUAUAUUCAGAAUGCGUUCGCUAAUGGAAACAUAAAAGUGACUGUUGUCGAUGAUCAGAGUGUGAUUCUCAAGGAUUUCCCAUUGAUGGCUGCUGUCAACAGAGCUGCCAACGCUGUUAAGGAACACCAAGCUCGUUUGAUCCGUCUGGAAUACACUGGAGAAGGAGAGACACAAGACACCUUCUUCGUUGUUGGAAAAGGAGUGACCAUUGAUACCGGAGGUUGUGAUUUGAAGACUGGUGGACACAUGUUUGGAAUGUGCCGUGAUAAGUAUGGAUCCGCUGUUGUCGGAGGAUUCUUCAAGGCUAUUGAUGUGCUGAAACCAAAGAAUAUCAAGGCUGUUGGAUACAUGUGCAUGGUUCGUAACAGUAUUGGAUCUCGCGCAUACACUUGCGAUGAAGUUAUCACUUCAAGAAGUGGAAAGAGAAUUCAUAUCUACAAUACCGAUGCCGAAGGAAGACUUACCAUGCUUGACCCCCUCACCCUCGCUAAGGAAGAGGCUCUCAAGGCCAAGAAUCCACAUCUUUUCACAGUUGCCACAUUAACUGGACACGAAGUGCUCUCAUAUGGAUAUUACGCUGCUAUCAUGGACAAUGGACCAGCCAAGGCCAGUGGAUGGGCUCGAAAAGUUCAGGAAGUUGGAGAUGAAUUCGGACAACCGAUCGAGAUCAGUAGACUCCACCCAGAAGAUUUCGCUUUCCAUCAGGCAGAAUGUGAACAAGCCGACCUUCGGCAAGGAAACACAAAGCCAUCGGUCGCAACACUCAGAGGUCAUCAAACUCCAGCUGCCUUCUUGCAAAUGGCUAGUCGUAUCGAUGAACACGGAACCGACAGUGCUCAUCCUUUGAAGUACAGUCACAUUGAUAUGGGCGGUUGCGAGGGUGAUCAUCCAUCAGUUAGCUUCCCAAAUCCACUUGUAACACUUGUUGCCGGACUUGUUCUUCCUCAUGUUUAG